This is a messenger RNA of Epinephelus lanceolatus (giant grouper), 2258 nucleotides long. RefSeq lists its product as uncharacterized. The record is from RefSeq and is a predicted model, not a curated record. NCBI's taxonomy places the organism in Eukaryota, Metazoa, Chordata, Actinopteri, Perciformes, Serranidae.
CGUCCGUUUAACCAAUUGAGAGUUACUUUAUUUGUAACGUUAAUUAAGCAAAAAAUUUUGAUUUGGUGACGAUGAGUCAGGUGACCGUAGGACUUUGAAGAGCGGAAACGGUGGGAAGGCGAGCACGAAAUGGCGUAGCAGGAAAAAAAAAAGGAAACAUGGAUAAAGUAGCAAAGCGACGGGCUAAAAAUAAAAGUACAGCAGUGAUAUUGUACUUCUGGAAAACAUACCGACGGUCUGACUUUUUUUCAUUAGUCUCCUCAUGGGCGACGAACAUGGCGAGGACGAUGCUAACACUGCUAGCAAGAAGGAGGUCAGUAACCGUUAACCGUUACUCAGCAGCAGCCAUUAACAUCACCACUCCAGCUGCCCCGCCUCGACUUGAACCAGACCAGCAGCAUCGAAGAGUACCUGAGUAUCAACCUGACACUGAGGCCGGCUGGGACAGCCACAUGUUCAGCUGCCGCACUCCCGGGAUCUGUGCCCCGGAGCCCGACACCGACGCGGAGGUGGCCGCCCAACGGCCGAGAGUAACACCGACACAGAGGACAGAGACCCGGAGGUGCAUGCGGUGCCCCCAGAGAAAAUAUUGACAGCCCAAGACCUGAGCCCAGAGAGGAGUCCCCUUCGUCAGUUGGUGUUGAGGCAAAAUGCCCCCUCUCAGACACACUCUGAUCAGUCUCAACAGUAAAGCCCUCUGAACUGAGCUGAUACUACUGGAUCAGAACACUCGUCUCUCUGUGAGAUGUGUGUGUAUUAAAUGACCUUUGGGGAAUAUUUCAUGGUGUAUCCUUUGAUAACCACUGGAACCCUGAUGAACUGAGGAGGAGUGCAUGGGCGUACACUCCAUAAUGGGACGUGAUUGGAUCCUUGAUGAAUGUAAUAUUUAUGAAUGAUUGACUGAGAGGGCAAGAUUUUACAAUAAAAGCUCGGUUUUUAAGGGAUUUUACCACAUGUCUGGAAGAGGCUACCAAGAGUGAAGGAUCAGGAACCAGGGGCUUAUAUUCAUCAAACCAUCAAGAAUUACAUUUAAAAUCUCAGAAGAGCCAACUUUGAGCAGAAUAAUGAAGCACAGAGUGAUUUCUCUUUUGCUGCUUCUCUUGGGGACGUGCUCAGCUGCUGCUUAUAGAAAUGUGGCCUUGCAUGGAAAAGCAACUCAGUCAUCCCGCUACGCCGAUUUUUUUUCGGCUGCCUCCAAUGCCAUUGAUGGAAACUGUGAUUCCAAUCAUGCAUUAAGUUCAUGCAGCCACACUGCACAACAGAUCAACCCCUGGUGGAGAGUGGACCUGCUGGAGUCCUACACCGUCACCUCCGUCGUCAUCACCAACAGAGGAGACUGCUGUGCAGAAAGGAUCGACGGGGCACAGAUUCACAUCGGCAACUCUUUAGAAGGCAGUGGUGCCUCUAACCCACUGGUUGGUACCAUUCCUGCAAUCCCUGCAGGGGAGUCAUACACUGUGACUGUCAGCGGUCGUGUGGACGGACGUUACGUGACUGUGUAUCUACCUGGUUCAGAGAAGUAUCUUACACUCUGUGAAGUGGAGGUUUAUGGGUACCGUACCCCGACUGGAGAAAACCUGGCAAUCCAAGGAAAAGCCUCACAGUCAUCACUCUUUGAAACUGGCUCUCCAUAUAAUGCCAUUGAUGGGUAUCAUGACGGUAACUGGAUCAAGGGGUCCUGCAGUCACACAAACAACGACAUGAAUCCUUGGUGGCGACUGGUUCUGCCUGGACCCACAAAAGUGUUUUCUGUUAAAGUCACCAACCGAGUUGAUUCCUGGGAACGACUGAAUGGAGCUGAGAUCCGCAUCGGAGAUUCUCUCGAAAACAACGGCAACAACAACCCCAGGUGUGCCCUGAUUACAAGCAUCCCAUCAGGUGCUACUCGUGAAUUCAACUGUAAUGGUGGGAUGGAAGGCCGCUAUGUUAACAUAUUUAUCCCUGGAAGACCGGAGUACCUCUCCCUGUGUGAGGUGGAGGUCUAUGGCUCUUUCCUGGAUUCACUUUAAAAGAGCAAGAAUGAAGCCAGUGUUGUUAUAUGGACUCAGACAAACCAAAAUAAUACAUUUAGCUUCAACUGGAUUGUUUGCAUGAUAAAUAACCUAUAAAACUGUGUGCAACAUGGAGCUAAGUUUGUCCUAGACAAUAGCAAUAUGGCAUUAGUCAGAUAAACUGGCUCUUACAUGAUCUCUGGUAAACCAGUUUGAAUCAUGUUUGAAUUAAGCUUACUAUAAUAAAAACAUUAUCACAGCAGCCUA